Acyrthosiphon pisum (pea aphid) is the source of this 2175-nucleotide messenger RNA. RefSeq names its product mucin-5AC-like. Bases 1 to 1104 code for a protein of 367 amino acids. Lineage: Eukaryota; Metazoa; Arthropoda; Insecta; Hemiptera; Aphididae. The record is from RefSeq and is a predicted model, not a curated record. The transcript is spliced from 3 exons.
AUGACCGCGUCGGCGGUGUCGUCGACGUACGCGACGACAAUCGCGGCGUCAAUGUCUACCAACGCCGCCGCCGCCGCUACUAACGCUACCGCUGCUGCCGCCGCCGCCGCCGGCUUCAUUAUUACUCGUGCCGCCGUUGCUGCCGCCGCUGCCGCUGUUACCGUCGCUGCGUUCUGUACUACUACCGGUGCUGCUGCUGCAUCGACUACUACAUCAUCCGACAUUACUACCGCCGACACUACGACUACUGAUACUACUUUUACUACUACUACUAUUACUCGCUCUACUAAUUCUAACGCUAUUGCGAAUAACACUACCACCACUCCUAGUGAUACUCGCACUGUCACCACGACCACUACGACUACUGAUACCCCCGCACGGUUUUACGGCAACGUCGUCGUCGUGUGCGGCCAGCGGACCGCUGCCGUCGCGGACCUUGUGUUGUUAUGGUCGAUUGUGCGGGUCACCAGCCCGGCGACGCGACAUGAUCUCUGGCGUCGACACGACACUACAACGCAUCACCAAAGUCGUCAAAUCGUCGCUUCCCCAGGCAGUUGCAGCUGUUGUACAACAUUACCGUCACCAUCGCCACCGCCACCACUACGCGCUACCGACUCAUCCGUCAAGUACAAGGAGGAAAAAUGCGGAUUCCGAGGCGAAACGGCCGGAUCGGUUGUGAUAGAGUGGUGGCGCCGGUUCCGGCGGUACAAUGCGCGCUGCCAGCACCGGCGGCGGUCUCAUCCGUCUCGUCGUCAUUUGGCCGAUGGUGCUCGCAGCGCUGGUCAUGACCGCAACCGGCGCCUCACCAACGUCCGCCGCGGCGUACGCCGCUACGGCCACAGUCACGGCCGCCACGGCCACGGUCACCGUGGUCGCCGCGAUGCAUCGGACCGGGCCGCAGCCCUCGUCCACGUCCCCGUCACCGUCAAAGCCACCACCGUCGCCGCCGCCGCCACCGGCCGCGGACAACGCGACGGCCGGCACCGCGGCCUGCGAAUUGGUGCGCGUGUCGCUCCGGGAGCCGGCGUGCACCGGACAGAUAAGCGAGGGCCCGGGCCCGCCGCGGUGUCCCGCGGCCAUCCCAUGCGCCCGACGUGCCGAUAACGAUAACGAUAAUAAUAAUUAUAAUAAUAAUAAUAAUAAUGUUAAUUACGAUUACAAUAGUAAAAACGAUAACGAUAGUAAUAAUAUUAAUAAUUAUAAUAACGAUAACGAUAAUAAUAAUAAUGAUAAUAAUAAUAAUAAUAGUAGUAAUCAUCAGUGCCUUGAAUACGCCCGUCGGCAGCUCAUACCGGCCAUGUGCCCGGACGACCCGGGUGCGUACCGCCGGCCCGGCCGGUUGUCCCGGUACCGGCUCCGGCACUGCUGCCACCACACUGUCGAAUCGGUCGUACAGGAGCCGUACGCGGACAAGGAGUCGUGCGUCGACCAGGUGAACAAGGCGCUUGACAUGGAUGAUAUCGCGGCCGCCAUGUCAUGUCAGUUCAACGAGGUGUUGGCCAGGUACGACUGCAAGCAAAAGUACUCGGCCAAGUCAUGUGAUUCGUGUAAGGUAAGUCGGUCGGACGUUAUAGUAUUAUAAUAUACAGUUGUGCGCGCGCUCGAGUAAAUAAUAAAGUUUUUUGAUGUGGAGCACGAGUGAGUGCUUUUUAUUUAAAAAAAAAAGUUACGCAACACGCGUUAAUAGUAAUAUUUUAUCCUUCCGGUAUUGUAUAUUUAAUCGUAAAAAUUAUACCCAAUACUUAAGAGGACGCCACACAGCACCACACUGCGCUGUCUCCGUCAUACAAACACGUAAUAUGGCAAAUUUACGUUUUGAACAUGAUUAAAGAUAGUAUGGUUGCCCAAAGAACCAUAACAAUAAAUGAACCUUAUAUCAAGGUGGAUAUAUAUAUAUAUAUAUAUACAACUUGCCUUAGAGGUUCCUUUUUAUCAUAACGAUUAUCAGAACUAAACAUCGGCGAUCCAAAUGUUUAAAUAUUGAACAACAAAUUUGAACAACAUGUUUUAUAAUAAUUGUUGUCCAACCAUACUAUCUUUAAUUGUCGUUCUGAAUAAUACAUUAACCUCAGCUGUAUGUAUAAUAUAAGAGCGAAUUGACCUAUUAUCAAAUUUAAAAGUAAGAAUAUUAUCUGGUAUACCUCGCGUUAUUUUUUGUUUGGAUUUCAAUUUUAA